This is a messenger RNA of Python bivittatus (Burmese python), 1689 nucleotides long. Lineage: Eukaryota; Metazoa; Chordata; Lepidosauria; Squamata; Pythonidae. The record is from RefSeq and is a predicted model, not a curated record.
GUCCACACAUCUUAAAGUUCCCAAGGUUGAGAAACACUGUGUUAUGGUAAUUCAACUGAGAGAUAAGCACAACAUAUAUAUUUAUGCCUGUCCGGGUGUAGCUGAUAGCUGGACUAUCAGCCAGAUAAAAGACUUUUCUAUUUAUUCAUUUAUUUAAAUAAAUUUAUAAGGAUGCCCAACUCUAUAAUGAUCCUAGCCCUGGGGUUAUCUGUCCUUCAGUGAAAAUGUUGGAUCUAGGAGUAUCUCAAUUUUGCAGCUGGCUUCUUCAGUCCACUUCGGAAUGGGUUGGAAAUGAUCUGGGCAUUAUCCAGGCCAAUCAUCCAUGUAUGACAGUUUUUGUAACAGCAAUGUAAAGAGUUGGUUAGCUGCCUUGUUGUCCUCUCUCUCUUUUUUUUUUUUUCAGGUAUCUCCUGAAUGGGUAAUCCUUUCCCAUAGCCCACUGCGACUUUUCCAUCAGUUCCAUGACAAGUGUGUGCUUGUGUGUGGACAGGGUCCUGUGGAAGAGAAUGCCAGGGACUUGGGAUUUCAGCAUGUUCUUACCAUUGAAGACAUUAGGAAAGCAUUUCCCUUGUUGGAUAUGGUUGAUCAAAAGCGGCGGCCUAAAGAACUGCCUCCUCCAACCAUUGACUUUCCCACCAUAGAAGGAAUAAUUCUGUUGGGGGAACCAGUAAGGUGGGAAACUUCUCUUCAGCUGAUUAUUGAUAUACUCUUGAGCAAUGGGAAUCCAGGAGUAGAGUUAGCUUCUGUGCCAUACCCACAUCUACCUAUCCUUGCUUGCAACAUGGACCUCUUGUGGAUGGCAGAGGCCAAGAUGCCAAGGUUUGGCCAUGGCACUUUCCUUGUCUGCUUGGAGAACAUCUACAAGAAGAUGACUGGCAAGGAGCUGAAGUAUGAGGCCCUGUUAGGCAAGCCCAGCACUGUUACUUACCGCUAUGCUGAACAUGUGCUCAAGCAGCAAAUGGAAAGUUGUGGCUGGUCAUCCCCUCUUUGCCAACUAUAUGCUGUUGGGGACAAUCCAAUGGCUGAUAUUUAUGGUGCCAACCUCUACAAUCGCUACCUCCAGACUCAGGCUGAAGUAAAUGUAACUGCUAUGGCUGCAGAGAGAGAGAAACAUCUAGAGAUACAGAGAGAUUGCAGUGUCUCAGUCAGCUCUGCAAAGAGCUGCCACUCUAUACUAGUUUGCACUGGGGUCUACAAUCCUCACGGAGACAUGCCUACUGGCCAGGAGAACAUACUGGAGACUGUAUCCCACGGGCAUCGCGAUUUCCAUUUUGAUCCAAACUUGGUGGAAGCUUCUCAUGUUGUGCAUGAUGUUAAUGAUGCUGUGGAACUUGUAUUUCAAAAAGAGAAUUGGAAACAAGAAUGACCAAUCCAUGCUCAGCAGCACCUGGUGUGGGGAUGCAAGAAAACUUGAUCUUUUUCUUGUUUAACUCAUGCCAAAGUGAAAGAAAAUUCUCCAGUUCUUUUUUUUUUUUUUUUGGUAGGGAUUGUACUAAACAGUUUUUCAAACCCCAAGUCUGUCAACCAGGCAGUUUAAAAUUAAUCUCCUUUGCUAAUGUUGGCUUGGUUACAGAGGUGUAAGGACUUCUUAAUUGAAUGGAUCACUUGGUGAUCCCACCGGAUACCCAUGUGUGAGAUUUUCAAACUUUUCUUUUUGCCUGCAAUACAAUCAGCCAUUGAAUAAUCCCA